UGUAAUUAUUUCCCAACGAAGCGGACAUAGGAGAAGAGCGACCUGAGUCAUUAUAACGUAUCAAUCGGGCAUAACCCCUCAUCCAUCUUCCCUUCCCUUCCCUGUAAUACAAAUCUAUGUGAUUUGCGACGAUGGGCUGGAGGGUGAUUCUUCAAUAAACAAAGACAAAAGACAUUGUCAUUGUCAUCCCGUUUCCCAAUCUCUUACCGCUUACCUCUUACCUAACUUCCAAUUCCUAAAAAUAGCAUUAACUAAGGUCAAGUACCUUAGGUUAGGUACUUAGUUACCUAGAUAAGAAGACUCGAAAACGUAUCGCAAAUCCCAUUCCAUCUAGAAUCCAACGAUGGCCACGCCCGAAGUAUCCCACGGCCGCGGCGGCGCCGGCAACAUCACCCCGGACAACACCAAGUACGUGGACGGGGAAAUCGUGCGGCAAGGCCCGGAAGGCAGCCACGGGGACGGCGCAUUCAGCACCGGUCGAGGAGGAGCAGCCAACAUCGCCGACGCCUCCCAGCCCCCCUCCGCGAUGCGCGCGGACCGCGAGGUCGUCCCCGAGGAAGCCACGCGGCCCUCGACCGACGGCGAGAGCUUCCACGUGGGGCGGGGCGGCGCCGCCAACGUGCACCUGUCGGAGCAGGACAAGCAGAAGAAGCUGGAAAAGCACCAACACCAGCAGCAGAACCAGCAGCAGCAGCCACAGCAACAUGGUAAUGCCGCGACCAACAAGGUCACCGAUGCCCCGCCCGCGACGACGCCGGGCGCCCCGCCGAAUCUGAGCUUGGCGGAUAAGCUGAAGCAUAAGAUCUUUGGGGUUUUUAAGAAAUAGGAGAGGAGGAAGGGAAGGAGGAAGGGAAGAGGAGGUAGGA
Messenger RNA from Daldinia caldariorum, 866 nucleotides. RefSeq lists its product as uncharacterized. Bases 344 to 826 code for a protein of 160 amino acids. NCBI's taxonomy places the organism in Eukaryota, Fungi, Ascomycota, Sordariomycetes, Xylariales, Hypoxylaceae. The transcript has 2 exons. The record is from RefSeq and is a predicted model, not a curated record.